This is a messenger RNA of Paraphaeosphaeria sporulosa, 609 nucleotides long. RefSeq lists its product as uncharacterized. Lineage: Eukaryota; Fungi; Ascomycota; Dothideomycetes; Pleosporales; Didymosphaeriaceae. The transcript has a single exon. Bases 140 to 502 code for a protein of 120 amino acids. The record is from RefSeq and is a predicted model, not a curated record.
UGGAUGCGCAUGGUUGUUUCGUCCCGCAUUGAUAUUGGGCAGGGGAGUCGCCGGAGCUGUAGAUUACCAAAGUGUACCAACGUCAGGACAUUCACCUGUAGUUUCAGGAACUACUCUGCUCCGCGCGUAGACCAGCAUCAUGUCCUCUCCAAGCAUCAUUCCAGACAGACCCCGUACCUUUUCUGCUAUACCAGGUCCUGUUGAUCUCUUGCCAGGCGCAGAUGACCCUACCGAACUCAAGAAGAAACAUCUUCGUAUGCUGUUGGAAGAGUAUUUUCAGACCAUCGAUGUCGAACACAGGAACGCGCAAAAAAAGAAGCCAGAAGUUGACCAGGAACUUGCUAAGAGCAUAACAGGCCAUGAAGCCUUUUCGAGCCAGCAUAAAAGGAAGCUUCAGGAGGCCAGGAAUGGCUCAAGAAUGAGCAGAUUCGAUUUCCUAGAAGAAUUCAGGCAGAAGAUUGAAGCUUAUAAGAUCAUAAUUCAAGAGGAGGAAGAAGACUGAAAGAGUUUGCCAGUAUAUGUAGAGUAUGCAAGGGCUCGUUCAAAGACGUACGUGGAGGGGCUGGAUGGGUUUGAAUUGAGUAUUGGGGACGUGAUCAAUGCGAUGAG